This is a messenger RNA of Penicillium odoratum, 1026 nucleotides long. Its product is annotated as alpha/beta-hydrolase. The record is from RefSeq and is a predicted model, not a curated record. Gene Ontology annotation, molecular function: epoxide hydrolase activity. The coding region runs from base 1 to 1026 and encodes 341 amino acids. The transcript is spliced from 4 exons. Gene Ontology annotation, biological process: epoxide metabolic process. NCBI's taxonomy places the organism in Eukaryota, Fungi, Ascomycota, Eurotiomycetes, Eurotiales, Aspergillaceae.
AUGGCUGUUAAAUUCAACGUUCCUCCCAAAAGUCUAGCCAAACUUCGGCCUUGCGGAUUGCAUAUCCCGGAAAAAAAGGUAGUUGAAUUCAGAAAUCUUCUGAAGCUAUCGAAGAUUGGCCCGGCGACUUGGUGGAAUCAACAAAACAACCCCCAGUCGUGGUUUCUCUUCCCCAAUUUCAAAAUUGCUGUUCAAGAUUUUGAGGUUGGCGAGAUCGAUAUUCAUUUUGCUGCGCUCUUUUCAGCUAAAGAUGAUGCCAUUCCCAUCAUCUGCAUGCACGGCUUUCCAUCCUCGUUUACCGACUUUCUGCCAAUGAUGGAUUUACUAGCCGACAAGUACACUCCUAAAACUUUGCCUUAUCAUAUUAUUGUGCCAUCGUUGCCCGAUUACGGCCUAUCAGGUACUCGUACCCCAAAUACGGAUAUGACUUUGGAACGAUCCGCACGCAUCAUGAAUCAACUGAUGAUUGACCUUGGAUUUGGUGGCGGUUAUAUUGCCCAAGGGGGUGAUCUCGGAAGUUUACUUGCGCGUAUCAUGUCUGCUGAGUACGAGAACUGCAAAGCUUUCCACCUUAACAUGCUUGUGCUGGAUCCAGGUCAAGCAGCCCCCUCCUCUGACUCCCUUACUCCCGAAGAAAAACAUCACCUCAAGCGGACGGAAGAAUGGCGUUCAACCGGGAUGGCAUAUGCUCUAGAGCACGGAACUCGUCCCUCGACGGCUGGUUUGGCCAUCUCAUCUAGCCCACUUGCUCUGCUAGCUUGGAUUGGCGAAAAAUUGAUGGAAUGGACAGACCCGCGGAAACCCUUUUCACUGGAUCACAUUUUGGGCACAGUCACCUUAUAUUGGUUUACUGGCACUUUCUCUGCAAAUUUGUACCACGCAACAGCCGCAAUGAGGUACCUCUCAAAUACUCCUUUCCCAGUUUCCAAGGAGAAGCCUCUAGGAUACUCAUGGUUUCCAUAUGACGUCGUGGUGUUCCCUCAAGCUUGGACUCAAGAGAUUUAUCCCAACAUGGUUUUCUACUAG